UGGUACUCUCACGUACAUAUGCAUACAACGUACAUACAUACAUUGACUUAAUAUCUGUCAUAUCGCUAAUUGCAACAGUUUUCGAAUGUGUUAAUUAUGCAUGGUCCUUGGACUCUUGGAUAACGUUAUUGCCAUUACGUUAGAAUUGUGUGGUAGAUUUCAAUUUGGACAAUUUGCAUUGUAGAAUGCCAUGAGUGACCUCAAAGUGGAUCUGUCUGUACCUUUCCCAAGUCCCAGAGAAGCAGAAGUUGUAUAUCAGGUACUUCGAGUCGACAAAGAGCCAUCGAGAAGCGAAGUCACAAAGAAGCUUGAAUUAAAUAACAAUAUUCUGGAAGUGUCGUUCAGCGGUAAAGAAGCAAAAAAGAUACGUGUAGCGCUUACGUCUUUCUUUGAUAAUCUAUUGUUGGUCACGGAAACUAUCAAACAAUUUGGUCCACCCGAGCCGACGUACGAUCAUUACUGAGCCAACACUUCGCCGAUUAUAUUUCAUCACCAUUGGUUUUGAAAUAUACAUGUAAUAUGCAUUAUGGAGCACACUCCCGCGCCUUAUGGUCCCAGGGCAGUCUACGGAUAUGCUAUGUACAUCGGAUCGAAUAUGCUCUUCCUGUUGUACGUGAUAUGGGCAAUAAUACCGGACGAAGUGCUGCACGAUUACUUGGGCCUGACGUACUGGCCUUCCAAAUAUUGGGCUGUUGCGAUACCCAUAUGGGCACUGACCGCUCUUGCCACGUUUGCGUUCCUGAUUUAUCCGGCUAUCAACAUGGUGAUAACUCCGGAUAUCGAUGAUAUUCGAACCAUCAUGGAUAAGUACGUCCUGCCGAAAACCGAAACCAC
This is a messenger RNA of Solenopsis invicta (red fire ant), 834 nucleotides long. RefSeq names its product EKC/KEOPS complex subunit LAGE3 (gene Tcs6). The transcript has 4 exons. Gene Ontology annotation, cellular component: EKC/KEOPS complex. The record is from RefSeq and is a predicted model, not a curated record. The coding region runs from base 191 to 463 and encodes 90 amino acids. Lineage: Eukaryota; Metazoa; Arthropoda; Insecta; Hymenoptera; Formicidae.